GUCGGACUCCUUUGAGUGUAACGCAGCGGUCCACCGGUUUGAAAACAGCUAUAGCUAGUUGUUUGUCAUUUCCAGAGGCUCGCUGAUUUGUGUAAUUGAUGUUAAAAAAUGGACGACCAGGGUUGUCCGAGAUGCAAAACAACAAAAUACAGGAAUCCUUCGCUGAAGCUGAUGGUGAACGUCUGCGGUCACACGCUAUGUGAGAACUGUGUGGAGAUGCUGUUUGUGCGCGGCGCCGGCAACUGUGUACAAUGCAACACGCCGCUGAGGAAGAACAACUUUCGGGUGCAGCUCUUCGAGGAUCCGACAGUUGACAAGGAGGUGGAAAUUCGAAAGAAGGUCAUGAAAAUCUACAACAAGAGGGAGUGUGACUUCCAAAGCCUCAGAGAAUACAACGAUUAUCUGGAGCAAGUGGAGGACAUAGUGUACAACCUGACAAACAACGUUGAAGUGGAAAGCACCAAACUGAGGAUGGAGCAAUACCAGAGGGAAAACAAAGAUGUCAUCCAGCGGAAUAAAGCAAAGCUUACACGAGAGCAGGAAGAGCUGGAGGAGCUGCUGCUGCUGGAACAGCAAAGCAGUGAACAGCGGAGACUGGAUGUGCUGCAGGAGGAGCAGAGACAGCUGCAGGCCAAGAGAAAAAACAAACAGGCUCUUCUGGAUGAACUGGAAAAGUCUAAGCUUCCUGCCACUCUUUUACUCGCUCAGCACAAAGUCCGUGCUGCUCAGCUGGAGACUGAAAUAGAGCAGCAGAAGCAAAAUGUAAAGCCUACAAGUUUGUUCUCUACUGGAAUUCAAAUGAACCAGACUGUGUCUCUGCAGCCUUUGCCUAGGAUAGAGGAAGCUCUCUACCACUACAAACCUCUUCAAGUUGAGACCUACGGACCCUCUGUGCCUGAACUGGAGCAGCUGGGAAGAUUUGGGUAUCUGAACCACGUGCGGACCGCCCUCCCCCAGGAUACAGCCGGAGGAUACACCUCUGCUUUAGCAUGUUAUCGAGCCAUUCAGGAUGCAUUCAGUGGGCUCUUCCCCCCAAAAUUCUGAACCUGAACAGUCCCCUGUGGUUGUUAAGGCAGACCAGACAAUAAGUGAUGCUUUAGUAACAACAUGUUGUUGUGGAUAGUACUCCUCUGAUCUUUUUUUUUUAUAAAGAAUUUGACAAAUA
Oryzias latipes (Japanese medaka) is the source of this 1165-nucleotide messenger RNA. RefSeq names its product MNAT1 component of CDK activating kinase (gene mnat1). The record is from RefSeq and is a predicted model, not a curated record. Gene Ontology annotation, biological process: nucleotide-excision repair; regulation of transcription by RNA polymerase II; positive regulation of cyclin-dependent protein serine/threonine kinase activity. Gene Ontology annotation, molecular function: cyclin-dependent protein serine/threonine kinase activator activity. Gene Ontology annotation, cellular component: transcription factor TFIIH holo complex. NCBI's taxonomy places the organism in Eukaryota, Metazoa, Chordata, Actinopteri, Beloniformes, Adrianichthyidae.